UUUUGUUCUCUAUCGUCGGGAGGAAUUGAAACUAUUCUUUGUCACGACUCUAAAACGAUAGGGUUCGGGAAACAAACUUGUAGGUUAAAAGAAGCGUGGAUAUCGAUAUAGAAGAAUGCCGAACUUUCGUGCAAAAGAUCAACAAAAAGGGUCUCCAAAGACAGAGGUGGGAGAGAUAGACACAAGAGCACCAUUUCAAUCCGUGAGGGCUGCCGUUAGUUUGUUUGGAGAAGUUGUUUCUUCUAAGGACAAACAAACCGUUAAAAGAAACAAACAGCUUUCUUCCGAGAAUGUAUUGGAAAAGGAAACACAGCUUUUGUUGGCUCAGAAAGAGCUCAGCAAGAUCAAGCAACAGCUUCAGAGUUCUGAUACCACCAAGUCCAGAGCGCUUGCUGAGCUCGAGAAGGCCAAGCAGUUGCAGGAAGACCUCACCACCAAGCUUUGCUGUAUCAACGAGUCCAUGAAAUCUGCUAUGGAUGUUGCUGAGGCUGUCAAGAUCCAAGCCAAGAAGCUCGAGGUUGCUAAGUCGCAGAAGGAGAUGGCUGGCGCUGCCGGUUGUUCUUCGAAACAGGAGCUCGACUUCGCGAGAUCGGAGUACACAGUCAUUGUUGCUGAGCUUGAUGCUUCCAAGCAGGAGCUGACAAAGAUUCGACAAGAUUUCGAUGCGGCAUUGGAGUCGAAAUUGGCUGCGUUCCAGCUUGCUGCUGAGGCGCAGCGAUCGGCAAAUCUCAAUAGCGAUCGGUUGGUUGAAUUGUCGAAGCAAAUUGCUGCGAUGCAACAGUCGAUUGAAGAUCUUAAGCAUGUUUCGACAGAGGCACAGAAACAACUCGUUAAGAUUUUGGAGGAGAGAGAUGCGGGUUUCAACGAAUAUAAGACUGCCAGGGAAGAAAUGGAAAGGAAUGUGAUGAUUCUUCAGAAAGAAAUCGAUCCUCAGCUGACCAUUUCGCUCGAGGAAAAACUUAAAGAAACAACCAUAGAGAUCGAGGUUUUGCAAGAGAAGAUGAAGGAGGUCCAUGCUUCUGAAAUGGAUACCGUGAGAGCGGUUACCGUUGAACUUAACGAUGCUACGAAGACUCUGCAGCAAAUCUCUGAAGAAGAAAGCUCCCUAAGGAACUUAGUUAGUUCCUUGAGACUGGAAGUGGAGAAUGUGAGGAGGAAGAGAGAGGAGUUGAGUAAAAAAGUUGAAGAAGAAGAAAAGAUGUUAGCUGAGAGAAGAGAGCAGAGUUUGAAACUCCAACAGCUUCUACUUGAAGCUGAAGCUUCAAGGAAAGAGACCGAACAGAUGAUGCAAGAAGCGGCCGAGCUUAAGCGAGACGCGGAGGCUAACAGAUGCUUCACGGAGGAAGCAGAGACAAGACUACAGUUUGUACAAAGGGAGGCCGAAGAAGCCAAGGAAGCAGAGAAGAAAGCGCUCGAGGAAAUGAGGAGUUUGGCUGGAAAACACAGCGAAAAUUCAACCGAAGAAUUGGAGCCUACUUCACAGAUCAAAUUAACGGUGGACGAGUUCGAAUCCUUGAGUAAAAGGGUGAGAGAAUCCAAAAUGCUAGCAGAAAGGGAGGAGGCAAACAGCAUAGCCGAAGUGGAGGUAAUCAGUGCAAGGCAAGGUGAAGCAACGAAAAAGGUCGAGGCCAACUUAAGAGCAAUCGAGGAGAUCAAGAUAGCAACAGAGAUGGCGUUAAAGAGUGCAGAGAUGGUGGAGACGGCGAAAAUGGUGGUCGAAGGUGAACUCCGACGAUGGCGUCAAGAAGAGGAGAAUGUGGCACCUCAAGUUUCUUCUGGACAUAUCUACAUUUAGCUUUCAAAACCAAAAAGGGCUACCAAAGUAGGCUUGUUAGUACACACUCUAAUGGGUCAAAGCUGCUUCAGAAUCUAAAGCUAAACCUGAUAUCAGAGCAUCUUGUUGGAUGAUAUGAAACCUUGGGUUUUUCUAGGAAUGGAUGAUCAAAAUGGGUGGCAUAGAUUUAAGCAUUAAA
Molecule: messenger RNA, 1973 nt
Organism: Cucurbita pepo subsp. pepo (vegetable marrow)
Lineage: Eukaryota; Viridiplantae; Streptophyta; Magnoliopsida; Cucurbitales; Cucurbitaceae
Source: RefSeq, a predicted model, not a curated record